AUGCAAGACGACAGUUUAGAAUCCUCAACUUCAAUAUCUCAACUUCUCAGAGAAAGUUAUUUAGCUGAAACUAAACAUCAAGGGAAGAGUGAAAGAAGCAGAUCAGAAACAUCUUCCCAUAAUUUCCAUUAUGGAAACGCUUCUGGUGAUUCAGAUGAGGUAGCUGCCCAAGAUGACCUUCCAGACCUCUCUGCCUUUUUAAGCCAAGAAGAGCUAGAUGAAAGUGUAAACCUCGCAAGACAAGCUAUUGAUCAGAAUCCACUGGAAACUAAACAGGACGAGCUUCAGGCACAUUCACAGCAUCCCCCAGAUCAGCUGAAAAACACAGGAAAACACAAAAAAAUGGCCCAGUCUACAGCUUUGAAAACACCAGACAAUGGUCUGCACUCAAACUUUUGUCAGGACCAUGUCACAAAGGGCUCCAAAGGGAGCACUCAAGAUCUCAAGAAACAACACCUCCCUUCUGAAUCAGAAUCAAAAAAGGAAUUCCUAAACAAAGCAGCAGAUUUUAUUGAGGAGCUCUCAUCACUUUUCAAAGCUCACAACUCUGAAAGAAUAAGACCCCGAACGUGCAAAAACUACAGGAGCAAAAUUGAUUGUAAGAAUAAGCCUGCCCAAAAAGGUAGUUCUAGCCUAUCUAGCACAUCAGAAAACAGAGAAAGGCUUUCCAUUCCAGUAGCUCAAGACUUGGAAAACAAAGCUGAGAAAACAUUUGAACAAACAGACGAUCAACAGGCAGCAAACUUGGAAUCUAUCAAUCAAUUAACAAGUGCAGAGCUGAAAACAGAGUCAGAAUCUGCAUCUGUAUAUUCUGAUGAGCCUAUUGGACAACCACCACGCUUUACCCAAAAACUGAAGAGCAGGGAAGUUCCUGAAGGAACCAAAGUACAAUUGGACUGCAUUGUGGUAGGAAUCCCAGCACCUGAAGUCAGGUAA
Antrostomus carolinensis (chuck-will's-widow) is the source of this 936-nucleotide messenger RNA. RefSeq names its product myopalladin-like. Bases 1 to 936 code for a protein of 311 amino acids. The record is from RefSeq and is a predicted model, not a curated record. NCBI's taxonomy places the organism in Eukaryota, Metazoa, Chordata, Aves, Caprimulgiformes, Caprimulgidae. The transcript has a single exon.